UGGGUGAGUGUGGUCUAAUGUCAGAGUGUGUGUCUCCUAGGUCGUUCCUACAGUGUGUUCUCCCAGCGCAUGUUGAAUCAGUGUCUGGAGUCUCUACUGCAGAAGAUCCAGAGUGGAGUGGUCAUCAAUUUUGAGAAGACGGGCCCGGACCCCCCUCCUGGAGAGGACGAGACCCUGAAGCCCGGCCCCCAGUCGUGGCACUGCUGCCACAAGCUGAUAUACGUACGACCCAACCCCAAGACUGGUGUGCCCAUCGGACACUGGCCCAUUCCUGAAGGCUUCUGGCCCGACACGAACUCCCCCACCCUGCCCCCUCGCUCGGCCCACCCCCACGUGCGUUUCUCCUGUCUGGACUCAGAGCCCAUGGUGAUUGACAAGGUUCCCUUUGACAAGUACGAGCUGGAGGCUUCACCUCUCACACAGUACAUCCUGGAGAGGAAGUCCCCUCAUACCUGCUGGCAGGUGUUUGUAAGUAACAGUGCCAAGUACAGUGACCUGGGCCAGCCCUUUGGCUACCUGAAGGCCAGCACGGCUCUCAACUGUGUCAACCUCUUCGUCAUGCCCUACAACUACCCUGUUGUACUGCCUCUACUGG
Molecule: messenger RNA, 595 nt
Organism: Oncorhynchus masou masou (cherry salmon)
Lineage: Eukaryota; Metazoa; Chordata; Actinopteri; Salmoniformes; Salmonidae
Product: integrator complex subunit 6-like
Exons: 4
Biological process (GO): snRNA 3'-end processing
Cellular component (GO): integrator complex
Source: RefSeq, a predicted model, not a curated record